Molecule: messenger RNA, 2261 nt
Organism: Vitis riparia (riverbank grape)
Lineage: Eukaryota; Viridiplantae; Streptophyta; Magnoliopsida; Vitales; Vitaceae
Product: DNA excision repair protein ERCC-1
Exons: 9
Coding region: 38-910 (290 amino acids)
Biological process (GO): UV-damage excision repair; mitotic recombination; meiotic mismatch repair
Cellular component (GO): ERCC4-ERCC1 complex; nucleus; nucleotide-excision repair factor 1 complex
Molecular function (GO): damaged DNA binding; single-stranded DNA binding
Source: RefSeq, a predicted model, not a curated record
ACCACCAAAUCUGAGGUCUCACUCUGAAGGCAAAAUUAUGAACAAAGAAGAAGAAGAAAAACAGAGAGAAAGAGAUGACGAGAAGAAGAACAAAAGCUCGAUAGUAAUAAAGAUACCUUCAUACCAAGAAGUUCUGGAGAGCUCUCAAACCAAAACGACCUCGUCUCUCUUCACUCCUUCCCCUUCUUUCUCUCAGGCCUUCUCCUUCGUCAAAUCCUCCCAAUCCUACACUCCUCCUCCUCCUGCUACUCCUCCUCCUCCUCCCCCCUCUUCCAGGCAAGUUGAGCAAUUGGAGGCUCCUUCUUCGUCUUCUUCUUCGCCGUCGUUGUCGAGUUCUGCUCAGAGUCGCAAUGCAAUUCUUGUGAGCCAUAGGCAGAAGGGAAAUCCCUUGCUCAAACACAUCAGGAAUGUGAGGUGGAAUUUUGCAGAUAUUGUUUGUGACUACCUGCUUGGGCAGAACUCCUGUGCACUCUAUCUAAGUCUUCGGUAUCAUCUGCUUCAUCCUGACUACCUAUACUAUCGUAUAAGAGAAUUGCAGAAGAACUUCAAGCUUCGUGUUGUUUUAUGCCAUGUUGAUGUGGAGGAUGUUAUUAAACCUUUACUUGAAGUCACUAGAACAGCUCUACUUCAUGAUUGCACCCUUUUGUGUGCUUGGAGCUUGGAAGAAUGUGGGCGGUACCUGGAGACAAUUAAAGUCUAUGAAAACAAGCCUGCAGACAUUAUUCAAGGACAAACGGAUACAGACUAUUUAUCACGGCUAACUCAUGCUCUAACAACAGUUCGACAUGUUAACAAGACUGACGUAGUUACCCUUGGUUCCACAUUUGGGAGUUGUUUGUCAUCUUAUUGCAGUCUCUUUCUCAUAUCAUGGAUGCAUCGAUGGAAGAUCUGGCUCGUUGCCCUGGUAUAGGGGAGCGCAAGCCAAACAUCAGGAGCUAAAUUGGCCAAACAUUCAGCUCAAGAGGGAUGUGAACAAACCCUUUCUGGAGAAGAGCCCUGUACUUCAAUAGAGGAUCCAUUAGGCCUCUCUUUGUACUGAGAGAAUAAUUCGUACAACUACCUGACCAUUUGCUGCUCAGUGACUCUUCUCCAGCAGCGUCCAGCCUUCCAAGUGAGGAUAAGCCCUUCUCUGUAUAAUGUCCAUGAAAAUUGUCACAUUAGGGCAGUUACUCUCACUGAAGCAAAGACCAAAACUCACCCCAUGCUCAUAUCAAAUCUGACACACCAGCACCAGCAGCUUCUAGGCUUCCCAGAGCAAUCCAUCCAUAUUGACUUCAGCCCAAAACAUCAUCUGAAACAGGUCCAGAGGCUAUAUGCUAUAUGUUAAACAGAGCAGAUAAGUUCUUGCCUAAAUUUGUAGUAUUGUGAAGAGGAGGCCAGACAAGCUAAUAACUGUCUUCUGUACAAAAUUCCUGAAGAUGACUGACAGCUUUAUUCUUUAGGAGUUGUUGGUCAGAACACCAACUCUGAUUCAAAUAUUUUAGAGCAAUGAUAUGAUUCUUUUGACCUCUCACUGUAGUGGAGACAGGAGAAAAAGAACUUGUUUUUCUAUCACCAAAAUUUAACCACUUCGUUCAAGAUUCUUGAACCAAAGAUAUCUCAUCUUGUUUAAGAAUAAUUUUAUAUUGUCUAAUUAGGUCAAGCUCCAAAGCUGCAGUAAUCUGAAUUUACAGAAGCCUCUUGUUUCUGGGUAUGUUACAGAAUUUGGAUAGAUUUAAUUCUGAUUUGCCUAAGAUGGUUGUUGUUACACUAAUUUUUGUCUAACCUCUUCUAAAUUUUUUCUCAGUUUUUAUACCUUUAGUGAAUACACGUGUCAAUUUCUCAGUAGUCAAGAUCUAAACAAUUUACAAUAGAAAAUAUUCUUUGAAUCAUUGUAAUUGAAUUUACAUGGAGAUAAUUUUCUUCCUGUGUUCUUGUGAACACGGACUUUGGUUUGUGUUAUUGUGAACAUGGACUUUGGUUUGUGUUCUUGUGAACACGGACAUUGGUUCAUGUUCUCUAUAAUACGAAUCAUAGGUCGUGUUCAAAGCAACUCGUCUUGGUCCCUGUUUGUUAGGACACAACUUUCGUUCCAUGCCGUAGUGAACAUAACACGGAUUAAGAACACAAACGUGCGGGUAGAACACACAAGUAUACAACAAAAUAUCUGUGUUCAUAAGAACACGGGUAUUGUCCACUUCAAUGGUGUUGGUUAAGGCUUUAAAGAGGGAGGGCCAAGCUUAAGUCAAGCACUAUGAGCCAGACUAAUGUAAGUGUCCUUC